GUAUCUUUAUUAUAAAAGUGAAUUCUCGUAGAAAUAAACGUUGAUGUUAUCUAGUAGAAAUGUCCUUGAAAAUUCUCAACAGAUACAUAAAGAGGAUCGUCAUUUUUAACACAUUUACCGUUGUGUGACGUAGGACAUAUACUCACACUUCUAAACAAAGUGUUACUAUGUCCCACGUUUAGGUCUAAAUGUAUGAAAAGUCGUAAAAAGAUCGAUUCUUUUGAGUGCUUGGUAACAUCAUAUCACGUUAUGUCUAAACAAAAAUUCAUUUAGAGCAUCAAGCUUAGACGGAACACAUACGCAACUACAACGCAAUGUAGUUUCAUCGAGUGUCAACAUGAAUAAUUGUCAUUAUUUUUUAUUUGCCAUAAUUAUACACAUUUCUUUUUACAUUAGAGAAUCUUCGGAAACAACUGAACAAGAUAUGCUGGAUUUUGAAAAUAAAAAAAAGGCGGCAAUCCCUUCAGUUUUGAAAGUUUCUUCGUGGAACGAUAUGCCGUUUUCCGGAAUAAUUCAAAAAAAUGGCCAGUGGGUUGGAACAGGAUACGCAUUUUAUAUUCUCGAUCUUCUGAGUGAUAAAUUGAAUUUCACUUACACUGUUAUACCACCAAAGGGACAAAUAUUCGGAAAUAAGAAUAGAGGAAUUAUAAGCAUGCUGUAUAAAAACGAAGUAGACAUGAUCGCUGCAUUCGUACCCGUAUUAGAAGAUCUACGUAAAUAUUGUUUAUUCAGCACGACAUUAGACGUGUUCGAAUUAACAGCAAUGAUGAAAAGACCUGAAGAAUCUGCAACUAGUUCUGGUCUUCUAGCACCAUUUGACAAUACCGUUUGGUUUUGUGUUCUUACAGCUGUAUUAGUUGUAGGCCCGAUAAUUUAUUUGUUUUCUUUGAUUAGGUUGAAACUUUGGAAAGGUACGGAAGGGGAAAAUUACAAUUUACCAUCUUGCAUGUGGUUUGUCUACAGUGCGUUACUUAAACAAGGAUCAACGAUCAUCGCUCAAACAGAUUCAACAAGGAUGCUCUUUGCUACUUGGUGGAUUUUUAUAUUAAUUCUUACUUCAUUUUAUACCGCUAAUUUGACAGCAUUCCUUACAAAGCCACAAUUUACAUUACCAAUUAACAAUAUAAAAGAUAUAGUGAACAAAGGAUACAAAUGGGUCACUUUUAAAGGACGUGUGAUAGAUUAUCUCUUAUCUCAGCCUUAUAUAAAUGAAUUAACAUUGUUAAACCAAACCACAUUUCAAGGAGAAUAUAUCACGAUGUACAAUGAGCCAGCAAGUUACAUAUUUGAUACUGUUGAAAAUAAAAAACUUUAUCUCGGAGAACGUCACUAUUUUCGAAAGUUAUUAUUUGAGGAUUAUAUAAAUAAAACUCGUGAAGGUUUGGAGCACAACAAACGUUGUACUUAUGUCAUCAUGCCUGGAAGUAUUCUUUCAAGAAAUCGGGCAUUUGCUUUCCCUUUAAAUUCGACUAUCGUGGAUGACAUUAAUAUGGUAUUAUCUUCUCUCAUAGAAUCCGGUUUAAUCAAACAUAAGAAAAAAAGUGAUCUUCCGUUGGCUAAUGUUUGUCCAGUGGAUCUUCAAUCAACGGAAAGACAACUUCGAAACGCCGAUUUAUAUUUGACUUAUGAAGUUAUUGCAGCUGGAUAUAUUAUUGCGAUGAUAGUUUUCAUCAUAGAAUUAAUUAUUAAAUAUAUUAAUUAUUGCAAGAAUAAGAAAAAUGCGAGGCAAUCGUCUAAGAUUCCAAAACAAACUAUUAAGUACCAAGAAAAUUCUGAACAAUCUUUAUCGGCAUCGCGAUUACCUUUAUACGAUACUACUAAUAAUAAUUAUUGGAGGAAUAAUAACUUUAGUUUAAUUAAAAGAAGUCCACCACCAUUAUAUCAUCAUAAUGAAGGGAAUACAUCUUUUUUGGGUAAACGACAUAACAUUAAUGGACGUAAUUAUUACAUAGUCGUAGAUAGAAGCGGUAGUCAGAGACUAAUUCCUAUUAGGACGCCAUCAGCAUUUUUGUUUCAAUAUACUGCAUAAUAUAUAUUAUGUAUAUAUACAUGUACAUAAUAUAAUAUAAUUUUUUAAUUGUGUCUAGAGUUAAUGAGAUAGACGUACAAUAAUUUCUAUUUUUUUCAUUUUUCUUUUUUUUUAAUAUCAUCUAAUAUAUUAUACAAAAAGUAUACGAAGGAAUGACGUCAAUAUAACUCUUCUACGCAGUAUAUAUAUAUAUACACAUUUAUGUAUGUAUAUAAUUACAAGGCACAUGUGUUAUUUCGUUAUUUCUGCUUUUGAAACUGUGAAUGUAUAUAUGUCUAUAUAUCUGUUGUCUCUAUCUGUGGAACGUACUGUUUAUUAUUAAAUAAACAUAAUUUAUAUUGCAUAUAUAUAUAUAUACAUAUAUAUUUGAUUAUCUUCUUUUUUAAAAGAUUGAAGAACGAGAAAUGAUUUUUAUAUAUAUUGAAAAGAAAAUAGUUUAGGAACUCCGGUACUACGCAUACUAAAUAUAAUAUUAAUCACAAUUAAUUCUUUAUUCUCUUUUGCACUACACAUAAAAAAGGAAAAGAAACGUAGAAUUUAUAAAAUUCUCACUUCAAUCAGAGAUCGUUCUUCAAAUCAUCUAAGAUGCUUAUAUUUAGUAUAAUAAAUAUUGUGAAUAACAAACGAACUGAUGAUAGAACUUAACAUAUAUAUAUAUAUUUUUUGUAUUUUUUUUUGUAUUUUUUUUUAUACGAAUUUAUUUGCAAUCUGUUCAUUCUGUAUACGAUUAUAUAUCCUUCUCGAGUAUUUAUUAUUAUAACUUUCGCGCUCGCGCGUGAUGCUCAGAUAAAAUACUGUAUCAAAUGUUCUCUACUAAAAAUUCAUAUACAUAUAUUCUUUACAAACAGUAUUCUCCUUUAUAUUUUUUGCAUUGCUAAGUAAAUAAUGCAUUUUAGUACCAUUAUUGCUUUGUACAUACAUUAAGGAAAAUGAAAGGUCAUAGUGCAUACUCGUCCUGUUAAGUUUAAAGGCGGUAUAUUAUCGAAAAUAGUUACAGUUUUUUAUAUAUAUAUAUAUAUGGCUUCAUCAACAUUUGGUUGAUAAUAAUUCAUAUAGAUACAGGAUGGACCGUUUUUAUAAAACAUGAGGAAUUAUUUUAUUAAAAUAAUAUGAGAAGUUAAAAUUAUAUCGAUGUGAGAAAGUUCAUAUAAAUAUAUAUCUUUAAGAUACACAAUAAAAAUAAAAAAUAAAAACACAGAGAAAGAUAGAGAGAUAGAUAGAAAGAGAGAGAGAGAGAGAGAGAGAGAGAGAGAAAUAAAAAGAGAGAAAAUUACUAAUAACUACAUACUUUCUUCACGUCUCAAAAUACACUAUGCUUUAAUCGUGAUUAAUUUUCCACGGAACGAUUACGAUCGAAUGUUUAUUAUUUGUUCGUAUAUACACAAUAUUUUAUUAAAUAGUUUAAUAGUUUAAUUGAAAACGAGCCAGUCCUGUAUUGCACAAUAUUGCCAAAGAAAUCCAUCGUUAAUACGCAUAUCUAUUAUGGUGCAUAUACAAGGCUAUACACAUGCACAUUCUUCUGUUCAUGUUCUUAUUUUGUAUACAUGCAAAUUUUACAUAACGAAUCAUUUCAUGUGUCGCAAGAUCGAUCAGUAUACAUGCGCUUUUAUAUACAAGUACUUAUAUGCACAUGCAAUUGGCAAGCAUUCCAUUUCAUUAUAAAAUCGGACUGCGCAAUAACUUUAAUAUUCUGCGCGCGAUAUAGCGCAAUUAAUAAAAAUACUAAAUAUUACUGUCGAAUAAAUUUAAUUUGUAUCAAUCGUCAAUUGUAUUUACAAUUAAGACACGCGAUUUUUAUGCCACAUUUACUAAACGGACGAUAUUGUUUUUGUAAAAUAUGUCGAGAUAUCGACUUUUUAUGGAUUUACUAUAUAUGUCAUUUGUUAAUGUGUUUAUAAGUAUGUAUGCUUAUACGUGUGAGCGCGCGUGCAAUAUUACAUCUAUUUAUUUAUUUUAAGUUUUUAUUUAUUUAUUUGUUUGUUUGUUUGUUUUUUGUUUGUUCAGUAUUCGAGGUAAAAUGUACAUGGCAUAAAAAAUUGAAAGCACAAGAGAAAAUAGGCAGGAGAAGAUAUUCUAUAAGAGAUAUUCUAUAAUAAUAUUAUUCAUUGUUGCGAGUUUCUUUUUUUACCAUAAGGAAACACAAAAUGCAUCGAUGCAUACGUGCUUUGAUAAACAUACAUGUCAUAAGGACAACCUUCAUUCAUUCAUCAUGUGGCAAUCCUUCUUCCUGCUAUUUUAUACAAAGUAAUCUAAAAUUCUAGCUCGUUAUUUCUAAUCGCUCCGUUAGAUCUUUCAUUAUUUUAAAUAGAGCUUAUAGAUUCAAUAUCCCCUCACAUUAAGUAAUACCAUCGCUCUAAAUCCACAUAUUUGAUUCCAAAACUACGUAUUUAAGAUCAUAUAUGCUAUUAACCAGAUAUUGGCCAAAAUUUACAUAUUGCUAGUUAAUAUUAUAACCUCCAGAAAGUGUACGAUACAUAAAACCAAUACUUACAUUGUGUUUUUGGUCGUACAAAUGUAUGCUUGUUCUAUCUAAGAGUAUAGGAAAAUAUAUUACCAGCUCAUAUAAGUUAAAUAUUCAAUUUCACAAACAUCGUGUUUUUCUUUUUCGAUGUAAAAGAAGCAAACACU
Molecule: messenger RNA, 4657 nt
Organism: Polistes dominula (European paper wasp)
Lineage: Eukaryota; Metazoa; Arthropoda; Insecta; Hymenoptera; Vespidae
Gene: Ir76b
Product: Ionotropic receptor 76b
Cellular component (GO): membrane
Molecular function (GO): ligand-gated monoatomic ion channel activity
Source: RefSeq, a predicted model, not a curated record